Parnassius mnemosyne (clouded apollo) is the source of this 3702-nucleotide messenger RNA. Lineage: Eukaryota; Metazoa; Arthropoda; Insecta; Lepidoptera; Papilionidae. The record is from the annotation of a GenBank genome assembly.
AUGCCAGAAGACACGCAAACUGUAAAAAUCGUGCAAGUUAAUCUAGGACGAGGAAUGGCGGCAUAUAAAGAAUCUUUACAAAUGGCCGUCAACCAAAAAAUUACACUUCUCUUACUGCAAGAACCAUAUAUUGGUUCAAAAGGGCAUGUUACUUGUAAUCGCCGCGUUAUACAAAAAGUGAAUAACAUAAUUGAUAAACCGGUUAAAUCGGCAGUCAUCGUUGUUGAUCCCACGUACUUAAUUAUAGAAAAUCCAGAAUACAUAAGUGAAAAUAUAGUAGGCUUUAUAAUUAAAGUAGGAAACCAUAGUAUAGGAAUACUUAAUGUGUACUUGGAAAAAAAUGGGGAUCUAGAUGAAGAUAUCAGAAACAUUGUGAAAAUUGCACAGAACAUGGACACCGAGGACAUCAUCUUGGCAGGGGACUUCAAUGCAAAGAGUCCUUGGUGGGGUAGCAGAGAGGAAGACAGGAGGGGAUUACACUUAUCGGAAAUGAUAGCAGAAAUGGACAUGAACAUACUAAACCAAGGAAACGACCCUACAUUCUAUCAGUAUCGAGCUGGAAAACUCUAUAGCAGUCUGGUGGAUGUAACCGCUUGUACAUCUUCGUUACUACACAAGGUAGAGAAAUGGAGAGUAGAUCCAGACUUUGUUACACUUUCUGACCAUCGAGCAAUUCAAUUCCAAAUAAACAUUAUCAUAGAUAGACAGAAAACUUCCCCCAGAAAAUCCACACGUUUAUUUAACACCGCUAAGGCAAAUUGGUCAAUUUUUAGGGAUGUUUUAAAAGAAGGGUUAGAAAAUGACAAAAUUACUGAAAUAAAAGUUAAUCUAAUAAAAACAACAAAUGAUUUGGAAGACAUAUUAGACAAAUACAUCAAACAAGUCAGCAUUGCUAGUAAACGGGCAAUACCACCUAUCUCUAAAAAGAUUAACACAACCUGCACACCCUGGUGGACUAAGGAGUUAGAAGCUGAACGACGAGAAUUAAUAAGAUUAAGAAGAAGAAUAAGAUUUGCGAACACUAGGCGUAAACCCUUCCUUAUCCAAGAAUUUACAGCAGCUAAAGAAAAAUAUGUGAGUAACAUAAUGUUUACAAUUACUGAGAGCUGGAAGCAGCUAUGUACAAAGCAGGAAAAAGAGACAAUAUGGCAGAGCAUUUACAGAAUUAUUAGGAAAUGCACAACAAUAAGCGAAGACAAACUUUUGCGUUUAGGAGAAAAAACUCUAAAUCCGAAUGAUUCAGCUAUGCUACUAGCUAAAGUAUUCUACCCUGAAGAUGAAGUAAAUAAGGACACUGAAGAACAAGGAAAAGUUCGUGAUGAAUCGAAUGCAAUUAUUAAAGAUCUAAGAUAUGACUCUAUUAGUUUUCGGGAAUUCACCGAAGAAGAAAUAGAAAUGGUACUACAAAGAAUGAACCCUAAAAAGGCACCAGGAGAAGAUGGUAUAACAUCAGACAUCUGCUAUGAGGCUUACAAAACUUCACCGUCAACGCUGAAGGCAAUUUUCAACAAGUGUCUAGAAUUAGGGCACUUCCCCGAGAUCUGGAAAAAGGCUGUUAUAAAAGUCAUUCCAAAGCCGGGGAAAGAUGAUUAUUCAGUACCUAAAUCAUACCGACCUAUUGGAUUACUACCGGUAUUUGGGAAGAUCUUAGAAAAAUUGUUUGUAGGGAGACUUCUAUGGCAGUUAGGAAGUGAAGAUAAACUCAACAGUUUGCAAUACGGAUUCAUGCCUCAGCGCAGUACAGAAGACGCUUUAUAUGAUACAAUGACGGUGAUAAGACAGGGCAUCAAAGAAAAAAUGAUCGUUGUAGUGGUAUCUCUUGACAUAGAAGGGGCAUUUGAUAAUGCUUGGUGGCCCCAAAUAAUCAGAGAAAUGAAAAGGAAAAAGGUUAGUCCAGAGAUUCUAAGGUUAGUCACUAGUUACCUGUCAUUUAGAAGCAUUUUACUAAAGUAUGCAGGAGCAGAAGUCACAAAAUCAACCACCAAAGGCUGUAUACAAGGGUCUACCUGUGGACCUAUCCUCUGGAAUAUUCUUUUAGAUCCCCUUCUCGAAUCAAUUUCAAAACUAAAUGUCCGUAUACAGGCGUAUGCGGAUGACAUACUUGUUAUUGCAAAAGGACAUUCAGCUAAUGCAGUAGAAGAAAAAUUAAAUCCAGCUUUAGAGCAAGUAAUGGCAUGGGGGAAAAAACACAAAUUGAACUUCGCACCACAUAAAACUCAAGCAAUAGUAAUCACAAAAAAGCUAUCCUAUGAAAUUCCUAUAAUUAAAAUGAAUAAUAUCAUUAUCAAACCAUCUUCGAGUCUGAAAGUACUUGGUGUUACUUUUGACACAAAUUUAAAUUUCGUAGAACAUUUAGAUGGAGUUCUCAGAAAGGCACUAAACAUCUAUAAAACCAUAUCGAGAACAGCAAGAGCCAACUGGGGUCUUAACUCAGAGAUAGUCAAAACUAUAUAUUUAGCUGUAGUGGAGCCAACUAUUCUUCAUGCGGCAAGUGUAUGGGCCACGGUAGCGAAAAAAGAAUACAUGAGGAAAAGAUUAGAACGUAUAACAAGAAUGUUUGCAAUUAAGAUCUGCAAAGGCCACAGGACAAUCUCAUUUACGUCUAGCGUGUUACUAUCAGGAAUCAUCCCUCUUGACUUAAGAGCAUUGGAACAUCUUUCACUCUAUGAAAUCAAACGAGGAAAGCCACUAGCACAACUACCAGGAAGAACCGUAGAAAAACCAAUAAGCCCAUUCUGUUUACCCCAUCCCGCUGAAAGAGAGCGUGUAUCUUUCAAGAUGGUAGUUACACAAGAAGAAGAAAACGCAAUCGACGGCCUUAAGCCGAGAAUAUACACGGACGGCAGUAAGUUAGAAGACAAAGUAGGUGGCGCUGUCAGUGUGUGGAGAGAGGGUAAAGAAAUACUCAAAUCAACAUUUAGGUUAGAAAGUUACUGUAGUGUUUAUCAGGCUGAACUUACUGCUAUUCUUAAAGCACUUGACAUGAUGUGCAAGAUCAGUAAAUUAAAGAAAGCAAUAAUACUAAGUGACUCACGAUCAGCUUUAGAGUGCCUAACCGACAGCACGUCUCUCCAGCCUCUUGCAGUUGAAAUACGAGAACGUUUAAGAGAAUUGAAAAAUAAAGACGGGGAUGUUGAGUUCUACUGGGUCAAAGCGCAUAUUGGUAUACCCGGCAACGAAAGAGCUGAUGAACUUGCAAAGAAGGCAGCACUGUCUAACAAACAAGCCGCAGUUUAUGAUAAGUGCCCUCUGUCCUUCGUGAAGCGACUCACCAGGGACUCUACCUGCAUGGGGUGGCAACAACGAUACAAUGAAGCUAUAACAGGAGCAGUCACGAAGAUAUUCUUUCCGGACAUAAGACAAGCACACAGUACACUUAAAAACAUUAAACUAGAUAACGUUAAGACGCAAUUGUUAACGGGUCAUGGAGGUUUUAAGGCGUAUUUAUUCAAGUACAAAUUAACGCAGUCCCCAUCUUGUGCAUGCAGUAGUGAAGUAGACGAAACAAUUUUACACCUGUUAAUAGAUUGCCCGAGAUUCGCUAUGAAAAGAUUGGAAUGCGAGCAGAAGAUGGGAAUUGCAAUUAAAGAUACUACCCUAAAAUACGCUAUUAACAACGAUGACUGUCGCACCCAUUUCCUAAAAUAUGCAGAAAUAGUCGUUCGUACUGCAGGAAAAGCAAAUGGGUCCAAAAUAGUAUAG